AUGAACUCCCUCAAUCUCAUCUCCUCCCGAGUCAUCGGACAGUCUCCGUCCUCUUCUCGUCCUCGGUCCCGGUCACAAGGUGACCUUCUGAAGAAGGAGUCCGGCGAUGAGGAGUUUAGGGGAAGAUCAUACAGCGCGGAGCUUACGGCGGAGUUGAAGAAUGAGCCCGACGAUGUUUUCUCAGACAAGCUCCCCGCCGACACAACUGCCGAGGACGGCGAACCUGCCAUAAAGUCUGAGGAUGAGAAGCAGCCUUUGCUGUACACGGGCGACAAGGAAGAAGAUGCCUCAAUUUCAGAAGGCUGGCGCUUUCUCUUCAAGAAGCUGACAGACGCCAUCACCACCAUUUUGGCUGCCAUCGGCGCCCCCGUGGUCUAUCUCGCGAAGUGCUUCAGGGAUGAGGAGGGGAAGUUCACCAUGGUCCCAGGAUGGCCGCGGAGGGAAAGGGCGCUCAAUGCCAGCGCUGCACGUGCGAUGGGGCUCUCCAAUGCAGCACAAGACGGCAGUUGGCCAAACGAGAAGCCCACGCACCGCGCUCUUCACGAGACGAGGCUGCGCCACUCCUAUUCCAGCGACUCAUUAGAUCCUACAACGUCAGAUUCGGACGCAGAACAUCGCAAGGCGGAGCGCGCUCAGCUACGGUCGAAGCCGAAGCGCGAGAAGGCCGUGCGGGAGGACUCGGAAACCCGACGAUCCUCCAUCAGGAUCAAAGAGCAAAAUGAUGUUGCUCUCAAAAGACGAAAACAGAAGAAAGCUGCCAGUCCCUUGGCUGAUUCCACUCCGUUGACCGUCGACAACAUCAAGUCCCCGCGAUCGCCGUCCCCGUCCCUCAAGAUCACUCGAUAUCCUCAUGCGCCGCAACCCCCCCGGCCCCUCGUCCCUCGACGUCAACCCUCUUAUGCCAACCUCAUUCCCCGGUCUCCAACCCGCCAUGGCCCGCCCCUCCAGCAAAAAACGCUGAUCCUCGACCUUGACGAGACGUUGAUCCAUUCUCUGGCCAAAGGGGGGCGGAUGUCGUCGGGCCAUAUGGUUGAGGUCAAGUUGAAUGCCCCUGUGGCUUUGGCGCCCCCUCAACCUGGCCAAGCGACCCCGGUGAUUGGGCCCCAACAUCCUAUUCUAUACUAUGUGCACAAGCGACCUCACUGUGACGAGUUUCUGCGGAAAGUCGCCAAGUGGUAUAAGCUGGUGGUGUUUACAGCAUCGGUGCAAGAAUACGCCGAUCCGGUGAUUGACUGGCUGGAGCAGGAGCGGAAGUACUUUGUGGGCAGAUACUACCGGCAACAUUGCACAUUCCGCAAUGGGGCGUAUAUUAAAGAUCUCAGCAGCAUUGAGCCCGACUUGAGCAAGGUCAUCAUUCUGGACAACAGUCCCGUCAGUUACAUUUUCCACGAAGACAAUGCGAUUCCGAUCGAAGGAUGGAUCAAUGAUCCGACCGACAACGAUUUGCUUCAUUUGAUACCCAUGUUAGAGGCGCUGCAGUACGUGACGGAUGUGCGGGCACUGUUGGCACUGAGGAGAGGAGAGGCAGAGGCGGCGAGCGCCUCGGCCUCGUAG
Fonsecaea erecta is the source of this 1554-nucleotide messenger RNA. RefSeq lists its product as hypothetical. The record is from RefSeq and is a predicted model, not a curated record. Gene Ontology annotation, molecular function: protein serine/threonine phosphatase activity. Bases 1 to 1554 code for a protein of 517 amino acids. NCBI's taxonomy places the organism in Eukaryota, Fungi, Ascomycota, Eurotiomycetes, Chaetothyriales, Herpotrichiellaceae. The transcript has 2 exons.